Protopolystoma xenopodis is the source of this 387-nucleotide messenger RNA. NCBI's taxonomy places the organism in Eukaryota, Metazoa, Platyhelminthes, Monogenea, Polystomatidea, Polystomatidae. The record is from the annotation of a GenBank genome assembly.
GCAUACUUGUGCUUCUUUGGCAUCUUCGAAAAUAAUAUAAUGGUGGCCACUUGGUGGCUGGCUAGUGUCAUCCAGAUAAUCUGUUAUGGCCUAUCAGAUCAGGCAAUUAUCGACACAUGUGCUCAUCUUGGAUGGCUUUCUGCCUUACUCUACGCCAACCACGUUCAGCAGAUGCUUUGUCAGGCUUUGUGGCUCGAAGAUAGCAGUUUGCUUCAGUUGCCCGGUGUCACGACAUGCCAUUUAGCGGAAUUUAAAACUGAAGAAGGCCAUCUUCUUCUGGCACUCCCGGAAGUGAUGGAAUUUGCCUACCAGUAUCCAGAUGCUCUUGAGAAUAUGCUUUCUCCCCAUUUCAGUCAGGGGGACCUGACUAAAAUCAAGCAGGUUUGA